Messenger RNA from Fusarium sp. VM40, 2382 nucleotides. Lineage: Eukaryota; Fungi; Ascomycota; Sordariomycetes; Hypocreales; Nectriaceae. The record is from the annotation of a GenBank genome assembly.
AUGGCCAUCUCUAGUCAGAGAUCACUGAGGUUCAAUGCCUUUGUGAGUCGGAAAAUGGAUCACUGUCCAACAGUCAUGCGGUGGGACGGUGCUGCAAGAUCGUGCUCAGAAUGGGACAACAUCCGCCGAGACCCUGAACUGUGGUUUCGAAAUGGCAAUUGUAUGGUGCACCUGCAAGGAAAAGGCCAAUCUAAACGAGGCCCUUCAUUCAAAGUCCCCUUCUCAGCACUACUCGACGCCCAAUGUUACCCCCUCAUUCAAAGAUUCCUCGUAUGGGAUGGGAUUCAGACGCCUAACCUUCGGGAACUCACAAGAUGGAGUCGGAAGAACCCUACACGCAAGAUCGACCUAUACAUUCCACCGCCUCCGACAUCAGAUAAGACUCAGGCAUUCAACUACCACUUGGCAACACGCAAUUUCUUCGCAUGGGUGUUUCGCAGAUCAAUGGUCGGAUGCAGCCUUGGUAGUGCCAUCAUCGGCCUUCUUCACAGCUUGCACGAAUUCCGCUCCGGCGUCAACGACAAUGUCGCAGAUAUGAUGGACUACUUUGACGAGGAGGGAUAUCUCGACAUGGCCAACCAGCCCAAUCACGCACUUGCUAUGCUGCAUCUGGCCGAGUUCUUUCAGAUGCGCGAGCUGUAUAUCCGGGCUUUUGCUCAUUGCGUAGGCAUGAGCGAAUACUUGCUGGACAGCCCUGGGUUCGAGGAACUUGGUACCACCACACGCAAACUCCUCCGAAAAUGUCAUAUUGAACUGGAUUGUCGAAUGACGCGCUCUUCAGCUAUGCUGAGGACGUUCCUCGAUGAUGAGUUGUCAGAGGCUCAUCUGAGUGUGGCAGCGGGCGCUAGAUCACAUCUCGAGCGUUUCCGAAGCUUUCUACUAUCAUUUUAUGCGACUAAACUGGGAUACUACCCUCCUAACGCCUCUAACCGUCAUAACGACUUAUUUGAUCCAGCUGUUCUUAGAAUUAUGCGCGAGGACUUUGAGGCUCUUUACGAUCUUUUGGUUGAUGACCGGUAUACCUCAUUUAACACCAUGCCACCUACGGCACAUGGUGGGAUUUGCACUAUUCAAUUAGUACAGUCCUUCGACCUGGAGCAUAACUAUGAAACUCUUCAACACCCCCUACCGUUAAUCCCAGAGACUGGAGGUAGUAGAUCCCGUCGAAUGACUUGGCUCUCUGAACGCGUCACUCUUAGAUCAGAUCGCAGAGUGACGGCGCAUGCAGCGCUGAUCAACGCCUCUAAUAUCGCAAAGCCAGGCGUGGCUCAAAACGACCUCGUGCGAGCGUAUCGACGGUUCGAGGAAGAUUCUAUCAUGUCGCCCAACAAGGCGGAUAAGCAGGAUAAGGUGUCGCUGGUGGAUGCUCGCAAGGUCCGAUGGAUUCUCAUCUAUGCGACGUAUCAAGUGCUCCGCUAUGCCACAGAUUUGGCGCCCGAGUUGGAGGAGGAGGAGAUUAACGAUGCUCACUACAGCCUCUCGACACUAACUGAGAAGCUUCCUCCUUGGGAUACACCACGUGAGUUGAAUCAUGUGCUGAAACGCCAGACGCAGUUUGUUGCAUCUGGUAUGGACUGGAGUGUGUAUGCCAAAGAUGACACAACUUUAAGAGAAGAUUCUUUUGGAAGAAUUGAGAUCAAACCAGACAUCGAUUACUUUGCACUCACUCAUCAAAACCGCCCUAAAACACAACAAGACAACCACAAAAGGGAGCGCCGAGCAUCUAUGCUAGCGCAACCAUCCCGCUCAAACUCAUUCUCUCAAGCCCUAAGCCGCUCCUCGACUAUUCGACGCUCCAUGGCCAUGUUUAAAUCACCAAGCAGCACACCACCGCAAUCCAUCACACCACCAUCUCGACCGCCCUACCAUGAGAUUGUUGUCCUCGGUUACGGAAACGGAACCAACGACGUGAGUCUUGAAACAGACUCGAGCGACUCCAAGACGGACGACCCUGGUGUAGCAUCCCCCGAGAGCAUAGAGACCAUCGACGAUUCUCUCGAAUCACCCCCCGACACUCCCCCACUGGUGGAAUACUACGUUGAGCCCGCAGUUCCUGAGGAUGUGAAAGCACUCCGCGAGCGACGUCGUAACGUCGUGUCCAUGAUGGCGCGCUCAAUGUCUGGCCGGGUCUCGAAGCGUGGAGGACGACCCAUCAGCGCCAUGUUCUCAGACAGCUCGGAGACCAGACGGCACAGUAUGUUCCCGCAGCCGCUGCGGGUGAAAACAGACAUGAACGAGCCGUACAUCAUGAACGAUGACGCGGACUGGGCGGCUAUGCAGACGUUUAUGGAGAGUCCUGGGGAGAUGAGCGAGACGGACGAUGAUACGAUGCCGGCGUGGGAGCAGUAUGCUGACUUGGGAGGAUUGACGGAUAUGAGGUGA